UCGUAUCGUUAACUUGUUAAAACGAUCUCGUUUACUAGAACAUCGUGUUUACUAUGAGAUUACAGUUAUUUGUUUCAAGUUCACAGAUAUAGUUAAUAAAUUAUCAAUAUCGUUUAUACAGAGUAAAAUAUUAUACCUACAUUGUUUUAUAUCAAAAAUUCGUUUAUUUCGGUGUAUUUUUUUACUCUCCUCGUGUUAAUUUAAUAUGGUUGAACCAAUAGUAGAUACAGUCGAAGGCAAGUUGCGUGGUUGUGUCAGAAAAAAUUUAGACGGUGAAGAUUUCUACAGUUUUUUAGGUGUUCGCUAUGCCAAAGCACCUAUUGGAGAUCUUAGAUUCAAGGAUCCACAACCCUUAGAUGCUUGGACAGGAAUUAAAGAUGCAACGAACGAAGGCGUGCAAUUUUAUCAAAUUGAUAGUAUAACUACCAUGACAAAGGUUGUUUCUGGAACCGAGGAUGGUCUUCACAUGAAUAUUUUUACGAGAAAGCCAAUACUGCAGGGACCUGAACUAAACCCUGUAAUGGUAUGGAUUCAUGGAGGUGGUUUUAGAGAAGGUCGAAAUAAUACGGAUAUUUAUGGUCCUGAAUUUUUAAUGCUGGAAGACAUAGUUUUGGUAUCUAUUAACUAUCGCUUAGGAAUAUUAGGCUCGCUUAAGCUAGACGAUCCUUCAUUAGAAGUAUUUGGAAACGCUGGUAUGAAAGAUCAAAUAGCAGCUCUGAAGUGGAUUCAAAGAAACAUCCGAAACUUUGGAGGAGACCCUAAUAACGUAACAAUUUUUGGGGAAAGUGCUGGCGGAGCCUCAGUGCAGUAUCUAGUAUUAUCACCAGCUGCUAAAGGUCUCUUCCAUAAGGCUAUCAUGCAGAGUGGGGUGGUAAUAAAUACAUGGGCAUAUGGAUAUCAAUAUUUAAAGGAUUUAAUGGUCGCUGCUGGUAAAGAAAAUUUGAGCGAAAAAGAAUUGUUAAACUAUUUGAGAAGUUUAUCACUGGAUGAGGUGUAUAGAAUUCAAGAAAAAAUUAAUUCGCCAUUUAAAGGCACAUUUUCACCAAAAGCAGAAAAUCCAAACCCCACGGCCUUCAUAACGAAACAUCCAUUUGAAUAUCUAAUUUCAGGACAGUACAAUAAGGUUCCAAUAUUAAUGGGAUAUUGCUCAAACGAAUUAUUAUUAUUGAAAGCUUUACUACCUGAAGAUGAAUUGACCGUAACUAUUGAUCAAUUUACCCCUAAACAUGUUCUUACCCAAAUAUUGAACAUUCAGGAGGAUAGUGAAGUCUUUAAAAAAUUAGAUGAGAAACUUAAGAGUGCCUAUAAAAAAUUAGAUCAGUUUCAACUUAUAUCAGAUGUUAAUUUCAUAAUGGGAAUUAUCGGAUGUGCAAUAAACCAUGCUAAAACUUCCGACAAAGCUGUAUACCUAUACAGGCUAUCAUUAGAUUCAGAACGCAAUUACUUAAAAAGAGCGGGAAAUUUAAAAGAUCCAGGUGUAAGCCAUUUAGAUGAUAUUGGAUACCUAUUUAAAACAACGUUACCUCUUCCUGAUAAAGGUAGUCCUGAAGAUGGUUAUGUAAGGCGAUUUGUAAAAUUAUGGACAAAUUUUGCCAGACAUGGAAACCCAACACCAGAAGAUAAUGAUUUAGGUGUUAUUUGGAAACCUGUUGAAAAAAAUGUUACGAACUUUUUAGAUAUAGAUAAAAAAUUAAUUCCAGGAACGGAUCCAGAAAGUGAUAGAAUCAAAAUCUGGAAAGAGGUAUAUCAGGCGGAGAGUACAACGGCAAAAUUUUUAUAAAAAUGUGUGUAUCUGUUUCAUUUAUUUCAAUUAUAAAAUUUGUAUUUUUUUAUACCUACAUAAAAUACUUGAACAAAUAUUAAAAUAUAAUAAUUA
Psylliodes chrysocephalus is the source of this 1876-nucleotide messenger RNA. Lineage: Eukaryota; Metazoa; Arthropoda; Insecta; Coleoptera; Chrysomelidae. The record is from the annotation of a GenBank genome assembly.